AUGUCGUCAGGCGGCGCUCCAAACAACCCGGACGAGGGCUCAGCCCUUCUACCCAACAAAUCAUCCCCUCCGCCGCGCCGCGAGUCGUUCAGCAUCGGUAACUUGAUCAACCCUUUCCGUGCGAACAACUCAAGCGCCCGGCGAGGAAGCGAUACGCGACCGCCCUUUGACACGCGUCGACCAAGCAAUGCUCUGGAUCCCACCAGCCCCGAGUCGGCAUUCUCGGCGCAGCGAAAGCGACCCACCGCCAACACCAAAUUCCCUCGAUCCGUCACCUUUGACUCUCCCCACUCGUCGUUCCCUCCUGGUCCCAGAGAGGACCGUUCUCGGGUAGCAAGCUACCAUCCACCCGGAAACCAUCGUGCACCCAACAUGGACGACGAGAACGACUCGGGCUAUGACAUUGAACGCCAAGGCUCGGCCUGGAAUCGUCGUAGCAUCAACUCGUCCGCCUUCAGCCACCUCGAAGGUCGCAGCUACCGAUUCCAGCCAGCGCAGGACCCAGGCAGCCACGGCAGCCCCCUGGUCCCAGGCUCCUUCACUGCCACCUCCUCCUCCAUUCGAGACGAAACGGCCCAACUUGCUGGUAUGAUCAUGUCAGACGACGAGGGCACCGGUAGCGCAAAUGACUCCAACAUCUACGACAUUGGCGAGGAAGAAGAUGCAUCUUCUCCAGGUGCGCUCUUUCCUCCCUCACGCUUCGCAGCUCAGAGUGACAGCCCCACCAUCUCUCCUAUCGCCUCGUACGGCGUCAACCACUCCGGACCCAGCAACUUGACUCGUGCCAUGGCCGCUUCGCAAGCUGCCAGCCCUCAGAGUGCAAAGACGGCCAUUACAGCCGAAGAUGACGGUAGUCAGGCUACCCCCCGUGUCACUUCCUUCCACGGCCUCACGCAGACCGUAGCAACGCCGCAAAGUUUGGCAGGAGACGAACAACACAAGAAUAUCAGCCUCGCAGCUCCGAUAGAGCAUGCAAAGCCAAUGGAUCAGCGAUCCACAUCCCGUAGCCGAUCGCGCUCAUCGACGAGAAAACCUUCGAACCGUCAUCGUUCUCAGUCUCGUGAUCCUCAAGACUCUGAGGCCACUGGCCACUCUUCUUUCAGCCAAUUCAGUUCGGCUACCCAAUCAGAACAGCAGAGAGCUGGCAUUGGGUAUGGCGCACUCGCCCAAGCUGAGCAGUCCGUGCUGGAAGCAGAACAAGGAAUUCAAAGGUCCCCGCGCAGAGCAUCGCAGCAUCAUCCUGAACCCUUCAAGACGCUCUCUCCAUGGUGGUCGUUGCUUCCCAAGGUCUGCAGACCCGGUCAAGGCGACAUUCCUACCACAACUUUCAAUCCCAUGCAGCGCGCUCAAGAUCUCAUCACUUCGACACGCAGCAUCACGUGGAAGUCGGCAGCCGAAGCCAGCGUUGAACCGAUCCGUCUCGUCCCUGCUGUCAUCCUUGGGAUGCUUAUGAACGUGCUCGACGGUGUCUCGUAUGGUAUGAUCAUGUUCCCUGCUGCCUACCCCAUUUUUGCCAACUUUGGCGGUGAUGGGGUCUCGAUGUUCUUUGUCACUUGCAUCUUGUCUCAGCUGGUCUACACGCUCGGUGGAUCGAUCUUUAAAGGCGGUAACGGAAGCAUGAUGAUCGAGGUGGUUCCCUUCUUCCACAUUUUGGUUCGAAUCAUCAUUGAAGAGCUUGGCGAUGAGAAUCCAAAGGCGGUCAUUGCUACCACAAUGGUGGCAUUUGCCCUCUCCUCGAUCCUCACCGGUCUGGCAUUCUUGCUCCUCGGCGCUCUGCGACUGGGAGUGCUGAUCGGGUUCUUCCCUCGCCACAUUUUGGUCGGAUGCAUCGGCGGUGUCGGCAUCUUCCUCAUCGAGACCGGUCUCGAGGUGUGCAGCCGACUGCAGUCUGAGGAUGGCUUCCAGUACAACCUCGAGACGCUGCGCUUUUUCUUCCAAUCAGGACACAUGAUCGCUCUGUGGCUGCCACCAUUGCUGCUCGCCAUCCUCUUGCGCGUCAUCACCUCGCGCUUCCACCACCCACUCAUCUUCCCCGGAUACUUUUUAAUGAUCCCCGUUCUCUUCUACAUCAUCACAACCGGCUUCCUGGGCAUCUCGAUCCAGCAGCUGCGAGAUGACGGCUGGGUGUUCGACAUCGGCGAAGCGGCAAGCAAGGCAUCCUUCUACCGCUUCUACACCUACUUUGACUUUGGUCAGACCAGUUGGCGCGCGCUGUGGGCGACAAUGCCUACGCAACUCGCGCUCGUGUUCUUCGGUAUCCUUCACGUGCCGCUCAACGUGCCUGCGCUGGGUGUCAGUAUCAACGAGGAUAACGUCGAUACCGAUCGCGAACUCGUCGCCCAUGGCAUUUCAAACUUGGUAGCUGGUUUGAUCGGCACCGUCCCCAACUACCUCUGCUACGUCAACAGCGUACUCUUCUAUCGCGUCGGUGGCGGCUCGGUGCUCAGUGGUCUCAUGCUUGCCGGUGGAACUGCGAUCAUCAUGAUCGCCGGUCCGGGAACCAUCAGCUAUCUUCCCGUCAUGAUCGUCGGGGCGCUCAUCUUUGUGCUAGGUAUUGACCUGGCGAAAGAAGCGCUGUACGAUACCGUAGGUCGCGUCAACGGCUGGGAGUAUUUGACGAUUUGGGUGAUUGUGAUCGUGAUGACCUACUGGGACUUUGUCAUCGGCAUUCUGGCAGGCAUCAUCAUCGCAUGCUGCUUCUUCGUCGUGCAGACGUCGCGUAGGAAGACGGUGCGUGCCAUCUUUGACGGCAGCGUAGCGCGCAGUACGGUUCGACGACACAUGAUCCAACGUCACUUCUUGGACGAGGUGGGCACACAGACGCAAAUCAUCAAGUUGCAGGGAUUUCUGUUCUUCGGCACCAUCAACUCGGUCGAAGAUCUCAUCCGAAGGGCGCUGGAUAUUGCUGCUUGGAACCAGAACCCGAUCCGAUUCUUGAUUGUCGACUAUACACUCGUCAGCGGCGUGGAUUUCUCGGCUGCCGAAGCGUUCCUGAGGAUCAACCGGUUGUUGAUGGCCAAGGGCGUGCUGCUGGUAUUUUGCGGCUUGAAGCCGGACAGUGACGUCGGGGUCGCGUUGCGCAGCGUGGAUCUCUGGGCAGACAGGAGCGAGAACUUGGAGGUGUUUGCGAAUCUCAAUGAGGCGCUCGAGUGGACCGAGAACGAGUAUCUGCGCGGCAUGUACGCUUCGAGCCUGAUCGCUGCCAAAGCAUUUGGACAGGCAUCGAUGGGAGCCGAAGGUGGGUUGACAGUCCCAGAUCAGAAACGCAAACCGGCGUUUGUGCUGGAUCAUUCCUACGAAAACUCGCCACGACGACACCAUCUGCACGAAGCGGCCAAGACGGCGGUGCAGAGCGAACGAACCACGCCGAUCUCGGAAAUCGUCCCCACGUUCCCGACAGACCAAGACAAGGUGGAAGAUAGCGAGCCAGCCGCUACUGCAGCGACUAAGGUCAGUCACGCUCAACCGUUCCCUCUGCUCGGGAUUACGUUCCGCGCAUACCUCAACCGCCAAACUCCGCCAUCUUCGGAGGAAGAGUUCUUCUCGUCGCUCGUGCCCUACUUUACGCUGAUUCGCAAGUCGCGUGGCGACGUCAUCUGGAAUCGCGGCGACUCGGCAGACGCGGUAUACCUGAUUGAAUCCGGAAUCGUCAAGGCGCGCUACGACUUCCCGCAGGAACAGUACGAGAUCAACGAAGCCAUGCUGGCGGGCACGAUCGCCGGUGAACUCACUUUCUUGUCAAGGAAGGAGAGGAACACAACUGCCUAUGCGGAUACGGACGUCAAGCUGUGGAUGCUUGAUAGACAAAGUUUGGAGAAGAUGCAUGCCGAACAGGGCCAGAGCUAUCAGUGCUUUGUCGAGAUCCUACUGAGGGUGGCAGGUGACGAGCAGGAGAGUUUGAUGAGCUAUUUGGUGUCGAGGUUGAGUUGA
Messenger RNA from Mycosarcoma maydis (corn smut), 3930 nucleotides. RefSeq lists its product as uncharacterized. The coding region runs from base 1 to 3930 and encodes 1309 amino acids. NCBI's taxonomy places the organism in Eukaryota, Fungi, Basidiomycota, Ustilaginomycetes, Ustilaginales. The record is from RefSeq and is a predicted model, not a curated record. The transcript is spliced from 2 exons. Gene Ontology annotation, cellular component: membrane.